Molecule: messenger RNA, 2949 nt
Organism: Caenorhabditis briggsae
Lineage: Eukaryota; Metazoa; Nematoda; Chromadorea; Rhabditida; Rhabditidae
Exons: 6
Coding region: 1-2949 (982 amino acids)
Source: RefSeq, a predicted model, not a curated record
AUGCAUUUGGCUAACAGUCUGUUUUUCUUAAUUUGCACACUUUUUGUGAUCGGAGAAUCGGGUCAAACUCAUUAUGCCGACUCACUAUACCAAUUCGUAAAUAAAAUGACUACAUUGGCCCGUCUCACCAAUGGAGUAGUCUUGGAGAAGGGUCUUCUGGAAGGAUCUAUUCCUUCUGAUGACGUCAUUUCCAAAUUUCUUCACAUGGGAACAUUGACAAUUGACGAAUUACUUAAUCUGAACACUGUGCAACUCAACAAAUCCUUCACUGAACUUCAUCAUCUAUCUGAGAACCUGGUGUCAUCUAACGAUGUAGAAGCUGUGGAAUCGAGAUUUGAAAUUUUAAACGAAGUUAGAAAGUUGGCAUUACAACUAUGGAAUAUCACAAGUUUACCUGGAUUGGAGGAUUACAAAAAGAGUAUGAACCAGUUGGUAGCGAUCCCACUCGACGGAAAAGAAUUGGAUAAACUAUUCACCAAAUUUGACGAUUUUGAGAAAAGAAUUGAGAAUAUAACUGAAAUGGAAGUGCCGGCAAACUCAACUGAGAAGAAUAAAGCUAUGGCUGAAAUCAGGAAGAUUAUCGGAAUGUACAUAGCAUUCGAGAAAGAAGUGAAUACCUUCAAUGCUUUUUAUGAAAAGAUAGAUUCUCUUAAAUUGCUUGCAAAAUUGAACAUGUCGUUUUUGGAUCCACUGGAUGAAGAAAUGGAAUUAAGACAGAAAUAUAUUACGGAAUCUACAUCUGGAGUCAGGAUCAAACUGGAUCUUAUCAGAAACAAUGUUGAACAAUUUCUCAAUUCUUCAAUCAUUUUUCAAAAUUCCCAAGGUUUGGUGAGUCCCGUUCAAAGAUUGAUUUCUGCUAGACAAAAUGCUCAAAACUGGAAAAAUAUCUAUUCAAUUGGUCUGCCAAAUGGUCUAACUGAUUUUCAAAAUAUUUCAAGUGAUACCAACGAUAUGAAAUCUCUCAUCAGUAAAACUGAUAGUGAUUGGGUUUCAAAACAUUUAUCAAGAUCUCUGAAUCCGAUAGUUGACUUUGGAAAAAAUAUAUCUUUAAUCCAUGAUUCGUGGGCAUAUUUGUCCUCAGUUGAUGACUUGGAUUCUGUGGUCCAGGCUUCUGAAGAACUUGCUAAAUAUGCAAAUGAAAAAGAUACCAUCCUACAACUAAUGGAAGCAUUUGAAGAGUGUGACAAGUUUUCGGAAAACGAGACUUCCAAAGCUCAGUCUAUAGAAAAAAUCAACGAUUGGAGAAGUGCGGCAUCUGAAUUGUACAAAGUGCUUUCAGAAUUCAAAUCUUUCGAUUAUUUGAAAAAAAUGCCGAGUUCUUCGAAAUAUUUUAACAACUAUGAAACUUGGAACGUUCUCACCAACAAAUCAUUGUUAAAAUUGCAAUCCAAACCAGCAUGGGAACGGGCAAAAGUUGCUUUGGAAAAUCUGAAAAAGGAUUUUCCUGAAUUCAAGAAAAGUGUUUCAAUCGUUCAGACGGCCCUUGAAAAACUAAAUCCGAUUCUGAUUGAAGAAUAUCUGAAAUCUCUAGAAGAUUCUGGAUUUCUUAACUUUUAUUCGUCUUUGAGAGAUAAAAUUGGUGGAAAAGAAGAGGAUGGAAAGAUUAUUCUGGAUCUUUUGAAAGAAUUGAGUGAAUUGAGAAGGAAUCGAACAAAUUAUAAAAUUCAAGAGGUGAUUGAUGUAGUUGGAAUUCUUUCCAACAGUUUGGAGGAUUUGAAGUCUCUAAAAGGAUAUAAUGUUUUGAACAAACUGGCAAAAGCCAUCCAGGGAUUAGCAGCAAUCAGAGAAGUAUUUGUACAAAGAGAAGAGCUUGAAAAUCUUGUUGGGGACAUUUCCUUUAUCAAAACAUCAGCAGAGAGUUUCAAUGUCAGUUUGAAGCCAGAAGAGAUUAAAAGCCUGUCAAAGAUUGAAAAUCUGAAAAUUGUUCUAUCAGAAUUUUUUCUGAAGAUAGAUAGUUUGAACGAGAAUAUUGAAAAGUUAGAAGCCACGACGUUUGGAAGUUUUACACCAAUAUUCAAAGCCGCUCGUGAAAUACCAGAUGUUACUGAAGAUGGGAAGCAAUUGGUUUCUGCUCUUACAUCGUUGAGCAAGUUAAAUGUGCACUGGACCUGUUCUUUUCUUCAUUCCGUAGUAAAAUUCCGCCAGCUCCAACAACCACGAUUACACCUCAAAUCACAACUAUUCAAACAACAACUCUCUCCGUUUUUCCGUCUACAAUUGAUCGUGGCAAUUGGUCUGAUCACUACAGCCUUUAUUUUUACAAUCCUCUCGUAUUGUCGUAAAUGGUUCUGCUUCAAAAACAAGAAAUCCAAAUCAUCCAAAUCUGAAAAUGACAUAUCAUUCAUUCUGUGGAAGUCACUCAGGAUGAGCUAUUCCCUAUGCAGUCCGAAUCUGUGGAUGAUCGUCGCGUGUUGCUUUAUGACACUUUUAACAAUGACUUUAACGAUAUAUAUGCAACACGGGUUCAGAAGAGAUAUGCGAUGGUUGCAGUUUGCGCAGUGGAAACUGCAACAACUGGCUGAACGAAUGCGUUAUCAAGAACCUAAUGUGACACUUUUGGAGCAGAUAACACGAAAAGUGAAUGAGAAAAAAGCAACGGAUAAGAACGCAUUUGAUUUCUUCAAUAAUGCCAACAACAAUGUACCAGGAGCAUCGAAUCAGGAUAAGUUGGCAAGUAAUGAGAAGGAAUCGAAUGGAGAAACGGAUAGAGUGGCAGCACAAGUGAAAAAAGCGAGGGAUGAUGAUGCGGAAAAAGUUCUCAGAGACACAAAUAUUGAUGCAAACACUCCCAUGGUGAAAAACGCGACACCUAACAGUGGCGGAUCUCAGAAAAUCUUGAAGAAAUGGACAGAUGUCACGAAAGAAAUUUUGGCGAUCAACGACGAUAACGAUGACAAGAAGACUGAUGACGAUAAGAAGAUCCGGUUGGACAGAACUCAGGAAGACUAA